UAGAGGAUCCGGAAUACAUUAGUAACCUCCUAAAGAUGUCUGUUGAAGGAAAGCCGGGUACAGCUCCAGAAGGUCCAGCAACCAACAUUAAUAUGGAGUACUCACCCCAAGCCCCAGAGUACUCACCCCAAGCCCCGGGAACAGCCCCUGCGGCAGGAUACCCUUCACAGUUCAUGGCUGCACCAUACCCAGCAAAUGCAGAAGGACCCUACAUGCAUCAUCCAGAAGGCUGGAAUCCCGCAGUAUUUCCCCCACCACCGCCAUACAAUGACACAGGAUACCAACAACAACCAAUUUUCGCGCCUCAAGUCAUUUUCAAGACGGACUUGGCAGAUAACCCAGGACUGGCCGUGUGUCCUGCCUGCAACCAGCCAUGUACAACAACCAUCAAAUACAAGUCCGGCUGCUUAACCACCCUCUUAUGCUGCCUUUUGUUCUUCUUUGGAUGUGUGUUGGGUUGCUUCUUAAUACCUUGCUGUGUCAAGAGUUGCAAAGACGUGGACCAUUACUGCCCCAACUGUCAACAUCUCAUCUACAAGUACAAGCGUCUAUAGGCAAAGAAAACAAUUGCGCUUGCUCAUUAAGGGAACCAAAAUGCCUUUCACUAAACCCACACUGCUUGAUAUUAUUGCCUUAAACUGUGAGAUUAAAAUAUGUCAUAUUAAAUGGAAGACUGCUUUAGGGCUCAUGCACACAAACGUACAGUAUUUUUGUCCGUGCCCAUUCCAAUUUUUUGAUGGCCCAUAUGCAGAUUUCACAUCAAUGGGGCUGCAAAAAAAAAAAACGGAAAUGACUCCGUGUGCAUUCCGUCUCCGUAUGUCCAUUUCGCCUAAAAAUAGAACAUGUCCUAUUAUUGUCCGCAUUACAGACAAGGAUAGGAUUGUUCUACUAGGAUUGAACACGGCCGGUAUCUGUGUUUUGCGGAUCCUCAAUUUGCGGACCACAAAACAACAACGGUCGUGUGCAUGAGCCCUAAAGUUGAGGGAGUUAUAAGAGGCCCUAAUAACUGCUGGGGUGAGUAAAGGCAAAGACGCAUUUUCUAUCACUCUGGAAAAGAGAGCCGCAGUAAUCUUGCAGAACAGGAGCCGGUGUCCGCCCUGGGAUACAACCAUUUUCGUGCCUUACAUGCAAGAGAACUGCUGUCCUAACCACCAGCUUCAUUAAAUAUCGUCAGGUUCCUUGAGUACAAAGAACUAUGGGGUGAAAUUUAUCAAAAUUGAAGGAAAGGGAAACUUGUAUAGUUUAUCAUAGCAACCAAUCAGAGUGGUCCUUUCAUUUUCCAAAUGAGCACUGAAAAAUUAAAGGUGGGAUCUGAUUGGUUGCUAUGGGCAACUAAGCCAGUUUCCCUUUACACCAGCUUUGAUAAAUCUCCUCAUAUUAUGUGUUACACUGCAACUCUACAACAUUUCAGAGAAAACUGUUUUAAAAAGAGCCGGGCAUGGGGAAGUGCCUGCUGCUGGGUUUCUGAACUUCAGCUGUCCCCCAUUUGGCUUAGCUUGAUCGACAGAUCUCUUUAUAUGCAAAAAUAAGCAUCCUCUUGCCAGGCUUUCUUUAAAGCCAUGUUUUAUAGAGCUCUCAAUUGAUCUAUGGCCCCUUGCACAUUGCCGUAGUGCUCCCACAGCCGUAUUGUGGGCUGCAUACGGCGGUUCCGCAAUACACGAGGCACCAGCCGUGUGCAUUCCGCAUCACGGAUGCGGACCCAUUAACUUGAAUGAGUCCGCAAAUCCGGAGAUGCAGUGCGGAAUGGAACGGAAGCACAGA
Messenger RNA from Bufo gargarizans (Asiatic toad), 1761 nucleotides. RefSeq names its product lipopolysaccharide-induced tumor necrosis factor-alpha factor homolog. The record is from RefSeq and is a predicted model, not a curated record. Gene Ontology annotation, molecular function: zinc ion binding. NCBI's taxonomy places the organism in Eukaryota, Metazoa, Chordata, Amphibia, Anura, Bufonidae. The transcript is spliced from 6 exons. The coding region runs from base 36 to 554 and encodes 172 amino acids.